Molecule: messenger RNA, 2023 nt
Organism: Pomacea canaliculata
Lineage: Eukaryota; Metazoa; Mollusca; Gastropoda; Architaenioglossa; Ampullariidae
Product: transmembrane protein 208-like
Exons: 6
Coding region: 1-645 (214 amino acids)
Biological process (GO): vacuolar protein processing
Cellular component (GO): intracellular membrane-bounded organelle
Source: RefSeq, a predicted model, not a curated record
AUGAGCAUCUGUAAUCGUUGUCAUCUCUACUCGUCAAGCACCGCAAGGGAGGCUAAUCUAAAGCCAACACUCAAAUCAACUUCCGGUGAUUGUCACGUUUGCUGCUCGCAUCUGUUCUGUCCAUCGACAGCUAUGCCGCCUAAAGGUAAGCAGGGAACAAAAGGCAGUAAGCAAAUAGCAGAAGAAAACCAGGCAACUCUGAAGUUUUACAGAAAUAUAAUUCUCGUUACCAAUGCAAUAUUUUUCCUAGUCUACUUCUACUUCUGGGAACAGUUUACAACUCUUCCUAUAUUGAUGCUCAUUGUGACGCUGGCAAUAUGCAUUGGAAGCUACCAGUUCAUGGCUAGUAUGGGUAGAGCCACUUACAGCCAGGGAGUGAUGGUGGACAGUGGCAUCGAUCUAAACAUGGAGGCAGGCAUGGCUGAGCAUUGCAAAGACAUCAUUUUGCUGGCUUGCAUUGUACAAGCUUGCAGUCUAAUAUCCAAUUAUUUCUGGCUCUUUCUACUGUUGGCACCUGGUAGGGCAUUUUAUCUGCUGUGGGUAAACUUUCUUGGACCAUGGUUUUUUGCGGAGGCUCCUGAGCAGCCUGUGGAUGAUAAGAAAGCAAGAAAAAUGGAAAGAAAAAUGAGAAGGCAACAGCAUUAACACACAAUUUCAUCUAGACCACACUUAUUUCUUUAAAAAAUAUGUUAAUUGAAAAAUACUGUUUAGCACAUGAAAACUUGAGAGAAUAUUUGAAUGUGUGCAGUAUGCUUAGAAAGUUAUUGACUGGUGAAUGUAGUUGAAUUCUGCAAAUUUUCUGUCCAGAAGUAUGGAUAUGUGUCUGAGGUUACAUUAAAAAUCAGUAUAACUUGGCAUUUAAAAAAAAAAUUAUACCACCAAGUAUAGCACAGGCAGCUGUGGUUAAGCUGGACAGGGUCUGGUGCAGCAAAAGCAUGAGGUUUAUCCCCAAGUACGACAGUACAAGCCCCAUAUAGUCCUCCUUCCUGUACAGUUGCCAGAUGUGGAUGUUUGCUGAUAUUGAAAGACAUUUGAGACCAAGUGCCCAGACACAAGGAAACUUCUCACAAUAGUCAAGCAGCACAAGCUGAUCUGGUCCUGCCAUGUCACUCUACAAACUCUGUCCAAGAUCAUCCUUCAGAGCAUCACUUGAGGGAUGGGGGGCAACAGAAAGAACUAGAUGGCAAAUGUGAAGGAGGCAAACCCUGCUCACCGCCACUCAAUCUAAGUGCCAAGCCUAGUCAGCUGCUACAUCUAGCCAGGUUCCCCUGAGAACCAGCACAGCAGGCCACCUGAAAUGCUCAGCUAGUACCAGUCAAGAGACAGAUGAUGGUGAUGGGGAUAACACAUUCUGCAUAAGCAGGUUUCAAGCAUCACCAGUAGAUUAGACUAGGCUGGGCAUGGUGACAUAACUCUUGAUGCUUGAUAUUGGGAUUAUUUAUAUCUACCUGCUAUUAGCAAAGAAUGUGUAGUUUUAACUUUUACUCAAAAAGCAAAAUAAUCACUGGAGAAAAAAUCAACAGAUCAACCUGUCUGGUGCAUCUUGUUUCCUUUGUUACAGUUUGCAUAAUUGUUUGCAUGCCCUUACAGACUUAAUAUGCUCCCUACUGAAUGUUUUGCGACAUAUUUUUGUAAUGCUAAAAAAAAUAUUUAAGAUUCCCAAGACUAGCUUAAGUGUUGUGCUAAUGCUUGUAUACAUUUUUUAGAAGAUCUAAGUAAGGGGCUGACUUAUUUUUAAUCGAGUCCAUUUAUGGUAAAGCUAUCACCUCACACUGAUUUGCUAUUACACCCACAACAUAGUCAUGUGUACACUUGUCUGCAUCAGAAUAAGCACUCAAAUGCUUUUAUGGAUUCCGUACCAUGACAAGAGAAAAUGACAUAUAAGAGAUGUGUUGGCAACCAUAUUUGUGGCAAAAUCCAGGAGGGAUUUGGGGUUAGUGCACUAGUUUUAGAGAAGGUUGCAGAUGCAAAUUGUGUGACAGGCCAGCGACUAUUAAACUACCUUUACACACCCAGCAAGAAA